UAUGUCGCAGGCGGCUUUUGUAAGACCAUUAGGUUUGAAAAGUACCUAAAAAUGAUCAAGAAUACAACCGCGAUGGUUCUUCAAGUUGUAUGUGUUGCUCUGAUGGUGUCUACAGAAAUUUCAGUGUUGGCAUGCAGUUUGAAUACAAGGGGGAACAUAAGGUAAAUUUGAAUCCGGUUCAAGCUUAUUCUUUGGUCAAUAAAUCAACUUUGGGUGUUCUCAUCUGAAUGACCUUUCUUUCUAGUGAGAGGUUAACAAUAGAGGAAAUGCCGCCAGUAUUAGAACCUCAAAAUGCUUCGGCCAUUUUAAAGAAACUUUUGAGCAAUUACGACAAAAGGCUGAGACCCGGACAUGCAGGUAAUUUUUUGUGUUUUCCUGUUUUUGUUGCCUUUGUUAAAAUGAGACCAUGUUCAUCCUUACUUGUCACGAAAAUUAUUUCCUUUAACCGCGAAAAUUAGUACCAUAAUGUACCGGACAGAUUUAGCGAAGAGUGUUUUGUUUUUGCCUUUUGCCAAAAUCACCUUUUUUUCUCUCAGACUGACCUUUUUUUUUUUUUUCAGAACGACCACUUGAUAUUGCGAUAGACAUUGGAGUGCUGUCCAUUUCAAAUAUUGAGGAAGAAAACAUGGUAAGCUAGUCUUCAAUUUAGUAGCCUGAGUCGUAGACACCCUACACUGCCGGUAUAGACUACAUCAGUGGUUUGAUGCGUGAGCCGAUGUAACGUAGGCUACACGAUUUUUUGCAGUUUAUUUCUUUAUAAAAUUUAGGUACUCUUGUAUUCUUCACUUGGUUCGACCACCUGCAUGGAAUCCAAGACAGUCUUAGAUUCCAUACCUGGAAUCCAGCCUUUGUCUGUGGAAUUUAGAUUCUAGAUUCCAAUCGUUAGUGGGAUUCUAGAUCCCUUGAGCUGUAUUCCGGAUUCCAGAGCCCGGGAUUUCAGAUUCCACAAACAAAAAUUUCCUGCAUUUCCUAACAUGGUGCAAAUGGUUACAGUGCAGCACUUGAUAACUAACAAAGCAUUCUUACUCGUACUUAGAAAUUCACAGUGGAUAUGUUCAUGAGGCAAUUGUGGUUCGACAGCAGACUGGCGUUUGGCAAUGGAAGCAACGCCCUUGUGCUGCAGCAAGAUGUCCUUGAUAAGUUAUGGCUACCUGAUACGUACUUCGAAAACAGUGUAAAGACCACUGUGCAAAAAGAAACAAUGACGGUGAUACUAACUGGAGAUGGUUUGCUUGCUUAUUCCAAGAGGUAAUUUGGAUCUUUAAGGGAAAAAAAGUUACGCUGACACUUUUGGAUAAGUGUGGUACUCGAGUAGUCAUUUGAAAUGUCGCUGCCAACAAAAAGUGGUUUCGGCGACAACUUUGCCAAAGAACUGGGGCUGAAUCAAACUAUUCGACACAGAAGACCCAAUCAUCAUUUUAAAGCAAUUUAAAGUAAUUAAUUUGUUGGAAGAAGGAGAAUUCUUAUACCAGAGCUCCGAGCUCCAGGUUAGAAUCGAACUCACGACCCUCCGAGUUCUAGCUCGGACGCUCUAACCACUGAGUUACUGGAAACUCUGUGGAGAGAAAUUUAGUUAUGAUAAGAUAAAGAUUUCAAGAAUAACUGUCCACUGAACACAUGAGUGUACAAACAAAGGAUGUACAAUCAGUUUAAUAAACUGUUUCUUUGUCUUUAAGCUUGUAAUUUUUCGUUUAAGGGUAAAGGUCAUCGCCAGGACGUCGAUGAAUUUCCACGCCUUUCCCAUGGACAAGCAAACAUUCAGAUUGGAUGUUGCAUCAUGUAAGCAUUCGUAGCUUAUUAGGAGGCAUGUUAAGACAUGGGUCACAUCAUAACUUGCAUAAUUUUGAGAUGAAACGGAUUGUUUUGAUCAGUUGUCGUGAAACUUGGCAAACAGUUUUAGCUCGGUGACCUUAACAAUAGGACUAUUUAUCCGAGGAAAAAUAAGACGCGUCUUACUUUAGUCUCCUUCGCAGCCAGUCUUACAUAGGACGCGUCUUAAAUAAGACGCGAACUUUCCUGUUCUUAGAUAAGACGCGUCUUCGCUAAGACAAGAAAAACUUCGUAUAAAUGACCUUCGCGUCUUAAAAAAGACGCGAACGCAUAGUACGCAUACGUUAAUUUUUGGCGCACCACGUUGGAUUGCCGUUGCUACGGGCAACAUUUACAUGAAAACGAGUCAAGAACAGAAAUAAGACGCGAACCAUUUAUACGAGCUGUUCUUGUCUUAGAUAAGACAUGCUCGUAUAAAUGGUACAGUUUGCGUCUUAUUUAAGACGCGUCUUAUGUAACACGUGUCGUAUUUUUCCUCGUAUAAAUGGCCCUAACAUGUGACACAUUCCUUGUUGAAAUAUUAGUCACGUGACCUGCAAAUGAUCGCUAACUUUCAAAGUGUUCAAAUUAAAACGGUGGAAAGGAAAUGAAAGAGUAGGCACCAGUGUUUUUCCCAUGGCCUGGAUAUUAUGAAACAGCCCUACAUGUAUGCCUAAGUGGAGCAAGGAUUACGAAAUAAAGAAAAACAGGUCACUUGACUUUUAAAAGACUUAAAUAACUCUUAUUUACAAUCCAGACAGUUUCGCUGACAAUUUGAUGACAAGUAUUUUUAGGCUGAAGUUUAAAAACCUUGCUCCCUUUGAGAAAACAGGUUUUAUGAAGUUAUGGUCCAAGGAAUGUCACGUGAUACUUGGGAAGAAUUUUCCAAAACUAUUUUAGUGAGAUAAGUCUUAUCAUAUCUUUGUGGAACCCUUUACUUGGACCCUUCUGCGUCACUGAAAAAGGUUAUUUGCAUUCUCUGUGGGGGGUCUUUUUAGCCUUUCAACCCAUGCCUUAACUUAACUCAUCGACUACCUAUUUUUUCUUUGCAGACGGAUUUGAAACCAGCCAACUGCGCUACAGACGUAUACAUGUGCAUAUGUUGAACGAAGCCUAUGAGAUGUCAGAUUUUGUGAUCAUCAAUCAAAGUACAACAAUCGGUACCACAAAAUACUUCCUUGGUAUGAAACAGUCUCAUGUCAUCAUAGUUUGGUAAACAAGUGUCAGAAAAAUGUAGCAAUGUCAAAUCAGCGGUACAUCGAAAGCGCGAGAAGGGGCGCUUUAAACUCUCUUUGGAGUCAGCAAGUUUCCAUAUUGAAUUCGAGUCUUGGGAUUUCUAUACUUUGGUGCAGAUUAAUAGUAAUGGUUUAGUUAUCCUCUUAAAAAAUAGAGGCAACAUGCACCAUAAAUUAAUCAAUAUGAUACAAUUACAAAUGAUCACCUCACCCGAUCAAUUAUCUUAAGAUCGUAGUUGUAUUUCGAAGCUAGCAAUUUGAAAAUUGAUUAAUAUAUUAUUUAUCACCUUUGAAACGAGACGGUAUGGCCGUGAAUGUCCUGAUCCCAUCUAUCUUUGUUACAGGUUGUUUUGAGAUAUUGAAAAUCGCCUUUACCGCUAAGAGAAGAAGUGGUUAUUAUUUCAUAAAGGUCUAUUUUCCGGCUAUUCUUUGCACAGUGGUUUCGUGGCUGGCUUUCUGGAUCGACCCACGAAACAUUGGGGACAGGGGAACUGUCGGUAUUACCUCGCUACUUACGCAGAUGUUCUUGGUGCAAAGCGUUAAUGAGAAUAUGCCACGUGUCAGCUAUGUAAAGGCUGCUGACCUGUUUUUAAUUGUGUCUUUCGCGUUCUCCUUUACUACGCUUCUUGAGAGCGUUAUCGUUUACAAGGCCGCCUCAAGAGAAAAGCGGAAGGUGAAAUCUUCACCUAUUGCCACACAGGAACACGAAACCGAUCAACAGACAUGUGUGUCGAAUCAAAACGAAGAGACGGCUGUUAAUGUCCUCGAGAGGAAGAACAGAAUCUCAAUGAUUCUCCACCUUACAGAAGCUAAAGGUAUUUCAGAGGUCCAAGAAACGAACAGGCUCAUGGAAACAUGGAUCGACAGAGUAUCCCGAGUCCUUUUCCCAUCUGCCUAUGCAGCUUUUUUAGUUGGUUAUUUCACUACGUAUAUGGCUUAA
This is a messenger RNA of Porites lobata, 3984 nucleotides long. The record is from the annotation of a GenBank genome assembly. NCBI's taxonomy places the organism in Eukaryota, Metazoa, Cnidaria, Anthozoa, Scleractinia, Poritidae.